GGAAAGGCCCCAUGCCAUGAAGCUCAGACAGUGAGACUUUCUCAUAAUUCAUUGAGAGCUUCCCUCCAUGAAAUACUGUAUAGCUUAGCUUUAUUUUUAUUUUUAUUAGUCAUACAGUGGUUGCCUGGAAGGCCCACAACUUUGAACAGAUGAAACUCAUCAUGAAGAAAAACUAUGAAUCCUUGGACAGAUCUUUAUUUGUACAUGGCUAGAUUUUAAUCAAACUUUUGGGUGUCUGUGGCUUCAGUUUCUCAAGGAAAUAUUUUGGGGUUUCUUCAGUUUAUGUGAUCAAGUCCCCCACUUUUCUUGGUUGUAAUAAACAAUGGUUGAUCUAAAUCCCCGGCAAUCCUAUCCAAGUUUUUUUGAAGCGGUGAUUCCUGUUUGACUCUCCGGAUCACGGGAUUUUAGGAAAUGGUGAAAGAUCUACAAUGGCUAAGAAAAAGAGCUGGUUCAGUCUAGUGAAGAAGUUUUUUCUCUUUGAGACAAUUGCAAGAACAGAGAAGAAGGAGAAAAAAAGGAAAUGGAUGUUUGGAAGGUUAAGGACCAAGAGGUUGACAGCACCACCAAACGACGUGACAAAGGAUGAGCAUGUAACUGUGGCUAUUGCCACACCUGCUGCCGCCGAAGCAGGUGUUGCAGCCGCUCAGGUUGCGGCCGAGGCUGUUCCACCCUAUGGUACCCUUCAUUCUAACCAUAUAUGUGAUGGAGAAACAGAUGAACGAGCCCUGGAUGUUCAAGAACUUGCUGCCACAAAAAUCCAAGCUACCUUUCGGGGAUACCUGGCAAGGAAAGCUUUGCGGGCGCUGAAGGGGAUAGUGAGGCUUCAAGCAAUCAUCCGCGGAUCGGCUGUGAGACGACAAGCAAUGAAUACUCUAAAAUGCUUACAAUCAAUUGUGAAUAUUCAGUCUCAGGUUAGUGCAAUGAGAUUCCAAAUGGCAGAAGGUACUUGGCAAUAUGAUGAGACCAAACAGUUGGUGACAUUGGAAGACAAGAUUAUUAAGGUGGACAUAAACAGUCAAAGAAGAUGGGAUGAUAGCAUUUUGACAAAGGAAGAGGCAGAAGCGAUGGUUUUAAGCAGGAAAGAAGCUGCAAUCAAAAGAGAACGGAUAAAGGAAUACUCAUAUGUUCAUAGGAAGUCAGCUGAAUCAGAACUAAACAAAGGUAAUGGACGAUUAAAGUACUGGUUAGACGAAUGGGUGGAUACUCAAGUCACUAAAAGUAAAGAACUUGAAGAUUUGGACUCGGUUUGGACCUCGAAUCGCAAGCCCAUGGAGGAAAACAGAGCUAAACAUCUAAGGCUGAAGACUUCUCCGAGACCAUAUCAUUAUAAUUCGGAAGGAUUGGAGUCUCCGGUAGUACCAGUUCCACGAAGAUCGUUUCAUAAGAAGCAGUGUUCUUUGGGAGAAGACAAUUCUUUUCCAACCUCUCCUGUAGUUCCACCUUACAUGGCUGCUACACAAUCAGCAAGGGCAAAGGUAAGAUCAUUGAGUUCACCAAAGGUAAGGCCUGGAAGUUUUGAAACUCAGUCUGAAAGCUACUCACCAUUUAAGAACAAACUGUGUCUUAUAUCUUCUAUUACAAGUGAAGUGCCAAGCAGUUAUAAGAUGAAUGGCAGCAGGAGUAGUGCUUAUCAGCAGAGAUCCCCGAGCCUAAAGGGUGUGCCGGGUCCUGUCAAAUCGAAGCGAACCUUAAAGGAUCUUAGCUUUAACUCUGAGUGUUCGUUGCCUAAUUGGGUGCAAGAAAGCACCUUUAGAUGAUUGAUUCUUCCAUUCUGGUUAUUAGCUUGUGGUAGCCAUUUGUACGGUUGUCGAAAAUAAUAUCUACUCGAAGAAGAUGAAUUAGUAGAAA
Molecule: messenger RNA, 1848 nt
Organism: Gossypium raimondii (Peruvian cotton)
Lineage: Eukaryota; Viridiplantae; Streptophyta; Magnoliopsida; Malvales; Malvaceae
Product: protein IQ-DOMAIN 11
Exons: 6
Coding region: 429-1757 (442 amino acids)
Molecular function (GO): protein binding
Source: RefSeq, a predicted model, not a curated record